Messenger RNA from Dermatophagoides farinae (American house dust mite), 405 nucleotides. RefSeq lists its product as uncharacterized. The record is from RefSeq and is a predicted model, not a curated record. Lineage: Eukaryota; Metazoa; Arthropoda; Arachnida; Sarcoptiformes; Pyroglyphidae. Gene Ontology annotation, biological process: sensory organ development; axon development; positive regulation of transcription by RNA polymerase II. Gene Ontology annotation, cellular component: nucleus. Gene Ontology annotation, molecular function: DNA-binding transcription factor activity, RNA polymerase II-specific; protein dimerization activity; E-box binding.
ACAAUCAUCAUAACGAUCGAAUCAUCAAACGGAAAUGUUCGACUUCAAUGUUAUCGACUAAUAAUAAUAGUAACGAAAGAAAAAUGAAUUCAUCAACAAGAAACCAGACAAGCAGUGCUCGUGAUCGAAACUUACGACGUUUAGAGAGUAAUGAACGUGAACGGAUACGAAUGCAUAGCUUGAAUGAUGCAUUUCAAAGUCUUCGUGAGGUAAUACCGCACAUUAGUAAGGAACGAAAAUUGUCCAAAAUUGAAACAUUGACUUUGGCCAAAAAUUAUAUAGUUGCUUUAACUGAUUAUAUAAUGCGAUCAUCAUCAUCACCAUCAUCAUGUCAUGAACAACAAUUAACGGAAAUUGCCAAUAAUCUAAGAUUUCGUAAAAGUAAUCGUAAAACAAAAACUUGAC